This is a messenger RNA of Brassica rapa (field mustard), 2762 nucleotides long. Its product is annotated as EIN3-binding F-box protein 1. Gene Ontology annotation, cellular component: SCF ubiquitin ligase complex. Gene Ontology annotation, molecular function: protein binding. The record is from RefSeq and is a predicted model, not a curated record. Gene Ontology annotation, biological process: SCF-dependent proteasomal ubiquitin-dependent protein catabolic process. Lineage: Eukaryota; Viridiplantae; Streptophyta; Magnoliopsida; Brassicales; Brassicaceae.
AUAAAAAACCACAUCUUCACCUCAUUGUUGCGACCCAUAUCCUCUCUCCUCUCCACCUUUAUUUUUUUCCUUCCUUCUCUCUCUCUCUCUCUCUCCCUUGCUCCUUUUUGCCCUAUACGAUAGGGUUUUCUUCAUGUUCAUCUCUUUCUUCAACACAAUCAAAGCUGAUUCGUUCCUUCUCUUCUUCACCGUCUUCGGAUCUAUCGUUUUUGCUCUCUCCCACGGGUUUUCGCUUGUUGAAUCAAUAAGCGCUUUCGUUUUUUUUCCUGGGAAGUUGGAGCUCGAAUCAUGUCUCAGAUCUAUAGCUUUGCUGGUGAAAGUGAGUUUUACCGACGUGGCUCAAAUCCAAAGGAAGCUAACAUUUUCCUGUCCCUCGUUGAUUGCUAUUACCCUCCUUGCAAGAGGUCUCGCGUCGUGGCUGCUGCGCCUUCGCUCUUCAGUGCUUUUGAGGAGGAGGAGAAGCCAGUCUCUAUCGACCUCCUUCCUGAUGAGUGCCUCUUCGAGAUCUUCAGGCGUUUACCUGGCCCACAAGAGAGGACCGCUUGCGCUUUCGUCUCCAAACACUGGCUUACUCUUGUAACCAGCAUCCGACAAAGCGAGCUUGAUGUUGACAACAAAACCGAAGAUGACUGUGAAGGAUGCUUAUCUAGGAGCUUAGAUGGGAAGAAGAAGGCGACUGAUGUUAGACUAGCUGCUGUCGCUGUUGGAACUGCUGGCCGUGGUGGACUCGGGAAACUCUCUGUUCGCGGAAGCGACAAGGUUUCGGAUCUUGGUCUUAGGUCGAUUGGUCGGAGCUGCCCUUCUCUCGGCUCUCUUUCCCUGUGUAACCUUUCUGCUGUUACUGAUAUUGGUCUCUUGGAGAUCGCAGAGGGUUGCCCUCAGCUUGAGAAGCUUGACCUGAGCCGUUGCCCUGCAAUCACGGAUAAGGGUUUGGUGGCGAUCGCCAAGAGCUGUCCUAACUUGAGCGAGCUUAGUUUGGAGGCUUGUUUGAGGAUCGGAGAUGAAGGCCUGCAAGCUGUUGCACGGUCUUGCUCCAAGCUUAGGUCGGUGUCUAUCAAGAACUGUCCUCUGGUGAGGGAUCAAGGAGUCGCCGCCUUACUGUCUAACACCACGUGUUCCCUGACGAAGCUUAAGCUUCAGAUGUUGAAUGUCACUGAUGUGUCUCUUGCGGUUGUUGGUCAUUACGGCUUGUCGGUCACUGAACUUGUGCUCGCUGGUUUGUCGCACGUGACCGAGAAGGGAUUCUGGGUCAUGGGAAAUGGUAUUGGGCUGCAAAAGUUGAACUCUUUAACCAUCACAGCCUGCCAGGGAGUGACUGACACAGGGCUUGAAUCUGUUGGGAAGGGAUGCCCGAACAUGAAAAAGGCGUUGAUCAGUAAAUCCCCGUUGUUGUCCGACAACGGUUUGGUCUCUUUUGCGAAGGGUUCUUUGUCAUUGGAGAGUAUUCAGCUUGAAGAGUGCCACAGGGUCACCCAGUUUGGGUUUUUUGGUUCUCUUUUGAACUGUGGUGCAAAGCUGAAGGCUUUCUCAAUGGUGAACUGUUUGGGGAUUAGAGAUCUCGCCACGGGAUUACCUGCUUCGUCUCACUGCAGUGGUCUACGCUCUCUGUCUGUUCGCAACUGCCCUGGCUUUGGAGAUGCAAACCUUGCCGCACUUGGGAAGCUAUGCCCUCAGCUCGAAGAUAUUGAGCUGUGUGGGCUCAAGGGGAUAACAGAGUCUGGGUUUCUACAUCUACUUCAGAACUCUCUUGUGAAGGUGAACUUCAGUGGCUGUUCCGGUUUGACAGACAGAGUCGUCUCUGCCAUCUCUGCUCGCAACGGUUUGACUCUCGAAGUCUUGAACAUGGAUGGAUGUAGCAAGAUCUCUGACGCCAGUCUAGUCUCUAUUGCAGCAAACUGCCAGAUUCUAAGUGAUUUGGAUCUUUCGAAAUGCUCGGUCUCUGAUUUUGGGAUUCAAGCAUUGGCUUCCUCUGAUAAACUCAAACUGCAGAUCUUAUCCAUGGCAGGUUGCGCUAUGGUCACUGACAAGAGCUUACCAUCCAUCGUUAAGUUGGGUUCGACUUUAUUGGGGUUAAAUCUCCAACAGUGUCGAUCAGUGUCCUGUUCCACUGUCGACUUCUUAGUCGAGAGGCUUUACAAAUGCGACAUCCUCUCCUGAUCCACCAAUUCCACGUUACUACUCUAUCCACCUAUAAUGAAGGUAUCUUAGUACUACUGUUCCAAGUUAAGUGUCAGCUCUUUUUCAGGCGUGUGUCUCUCUCGCUAAGCUCGGUAUUACCCUUUUUUCCAAGUAGUUCGGCUUCCGGUUUCUUUUUCCAGUCAAUGUUGUUUUUGCAGGGGUUUCCCUUUUGAUCAGGGGGAACUCUAGCUUACCAUGAAACCGGAAUGUCGUGUGGUUGCUUGAGAAUAUACUUACCGGGUAUUACCGAGAUUUUAGGGUUUAUCAUCUCCUGUUUUGUAUGUUUCGUUUUCUUUGCGUCGCUUGUCUUGUUCAUGUUUGGUUUUCCUCGAAAGGGUCUGUGUGAUGUGUACACGUGUUCAAGAUUUUGUUCAGGUUGCCAUGGGUUCUUUCUUUGAGGUUUGCUCUGGCUUUUGUUGCAACAAACUCUUUGAAGAGUUUUUUCUUGUUGUUUUUUUUUCCAGAGCCCUCGUUUUUUUUCCCUGGCAACUGUAUUACGAUCUGUAUGAACACUGUACUAAGUUAUGUAUAUGCUCUUUGGGAUGGUUUAAUGAAGUAUUGAAUAAAAUUCUCUUUUCGUUGUA